UGGCACGCUCCUAUCCUCCAUCUGCGGCUAUAUUUCACAAACCAGAGCUAGAUCCGUCAACCUCGGACUGGUCCAACCCCCUGUGUUUCUUUUCCGGCUCGAAAAAGCGCAAAGAUCGGCAAGAUGUCCUUCGCCUCGUCCUCCCGUACCAUUCUCCCCUCCAGGGCGCUCUCCGCCCUCGGUGGCACCCGUGGUGUCCUCCACCGUGCCCGCCCUCCCCGCAUGCCCUCAAUCCCGUCCCCCCACAACCCCAAAAAGCCCUUACCCACAUCCGGCACUUCCCACGCCAUCCCUUCUCCCCAGACCCCUUCCGUCCUCACCACCGCCUCCCCUCUCCUCGACUCUCAAGGUCUCGUCUUUCACCACACUCCGCCACCUUCAGCACCGAGCUAUAAGGCUGGAGGUGUGCCGGACUUUUUAAAAUGGACUGUGGGGAAGCAAGGGGUGAGGCUGAGUGGGGAGGAAGGGGCGAGCAGUAGUGAAGUUGGUGAGAGGGUGUGGUAUGGUGAAAAGGUGCAAUGGGGAGAGGACGUAGUGCUUAAGAUGAGGGAGCUGAGAGCGCAGGGUUUGUCAAGGAAGGAGAUCGGUGAUGCCCUCCAAAUUCCCUCCGCUCAACACCGUCUCAUCCCCCGCUACGCCCCUCUCGCCAAAGACCAAGCUCAGCUCAAAAAGGAGGAGCUGGCGGAGCAAAAGGCCAAGUGGGGAUUCAGGAAAAGGACUCUGCGGGGUAUCAGGGAGAAGAGGAGGGAGCUCUGGUAGACAUUUUGGCGAGACAAUGGGACAUCAGAGGAGAUAUGCACAACAUAUGAUCAAUAUA
This is a messenger RNA of Cryptococcus amylolentus CBS 6039, 817 nucleotides long. RefSeq lists its product as hypothetical. The transcript has 2 exons. The coding region runs from base 124 to 759 and encodes 211 amino acids. The record is from RefSeq and is a predicted model, not a curated record. Lineage: Eukaryota; Fungi; Basidiomycota; Tremellomycetes; Tremellales; Cryptococcaceae.